CCGUGGAUGUUUUGGUCGUCCGCCGUAUGAGGUUGGUUGCCACUUUGGCUGCAGAGAGAGGGGGUCAACGGGGGAGACUUUAUGGUCUUGCUACACAACACAGGCCGAAUAGAAUACCGGAACACUCGACGUUUUACGACGGGAAAUGGACAACAGUAAACGAACUGUGGUCGUUACAGGUUUUGGGCCAUUUGGAGAGCACACAGUCAAUUCCAGCUGGGUUGCAGUUCAGGAGCUGAAGAAGCUUGGACUCGGUACUGAAGUGGAUUUGCAGGUCUACGAGGUUCCUGUAGAGUACCAAACAGUGCAGAGUUUAGUUCCAUCACUAUGGAAGAAGUAUCAUCCAAUGCUUGUUGUUCAUGUUGGAGUAUCAGGCAUGGCCACCACUGUCACGUUAGAGAAGUGUGGCAGAAAUCAUGGCUACAAGGGCCUGGACAACAGCAGCUUCUGUCCUGAUUCACAGUGUUGCAUUGUGGGGGGCCCAGACUGUAUUGACUCCGUUAUUGACAUGGAAUCAGUCUGCAAGAGAGUGACUGCCUCUGGACUGGGAGUUACUGUGUCUGUCUCUAAAGAUGCUGGAAGGUAUCUAUGUGACUUCACCUAUUACACAUCCCUGUACAUGAGCCACGGUCGCUCGGCCUUCAUUCACGUGCCUCCUCUUGGGAAGCCAUAUAGCGGUGAAGACCUGGGCCGUGCGUUGCAGGCCAUUGUGCAGGAGAUGCUGGAACUUCUGGGUAACGCCAAGGAGAAAAUUCACUGCCAGCAGCACUUCCACUAAGUGACCUCUUGAUACCAGCCAGCCUCUCCAGCCACGCAAGACAAAUUGCACUCAACCACAAGUAGCCAAGUUCUUUCUUUUUCUUAUCCUGUCAGAUGUAAUGAAAGCUUCAGCGUGUAGGACCUUUUCACUCUGUUCUUGCUUUAAUUUCUUAUUUUUCCCCUCAAUAAUGGAGAAAUGAUACAAGAUUGUCCCACUUUAAAGAUGCAGAUGUGUGAAUUUGUUUCGGUUUUACCUCCAAAGCACAGGAAGCUUUGUGGUUCACAAAAACUAUUAGUUGCUGCAGUGUGUAACAGAUUCUACACAGUGUUAGUCCAAAUGCGGGUACUAGUAUUGCACCUUCUAGUGUUAGGGUUACUGAAAUGGUUACAGAAGUCACAUUUGGCAGCCUUACAUGGGUUGAAUUAGGAAUUUGUCAUUCUUACGAUUCAGGAUUUUGCCUUAUACAUGUGUUGCCAAAGCUUCCAGGUUACUUCUGUUCAUAUGAUUUUUUCAUUCUCAAUACACACAUCACCACAAAUCAGCAGAUUAUCAUUGCGAACGCUGAUACGUGAUUAAAUAAGUAUAUUCAUGUAGAAACCCUGAGCAUAAAUCAUUAUGUUCCGUUCAUACAAUUUCUCCAUCUUAAGUCUAUCUGGCUAUUGUUUCUGGACUUUUUCUUUAUAAGAAGUUGUGAAUUUACCUUCUUUUACAAAGGUCAUUUAAAAUUGGGAACGGGUUGGUUCGAGCUCACAUUCCCCUAGUGUGUUGCCCAUUUCUGACCAGUAGCCAAUAAUUCAGCCCCCUGAGAUCUGAUCAUAGGUUGUGGAAUAUGAUAUUAACAGAUCUGCUCCGGUUUUCUAGGUUUACUAGGCUGCAUAAUUAUUUGAGAGAGUAAAUCAUUGUGAUUGCUGUAUAGCCAAUAAUAUUGUCGAGACUGUAGUUUGUGCCACGAUGUCGUUGUGGUCUCUGGGAACGAGACAUUUUUGCGGGAGAUUGGAGACUUGCAGCAUUGCACAACCAACACUAAGCCGUAUCAUGGUGGCAGUGUUGGAUGCUAUUGUUUCCCUGGCCCCAACUUAAAUCCAGUUUGAAUACAGACCUCACCAAUAAGACAAAAUUAAACAAGGGUUUCCCAAACAUGUAGUUGGAGUCAUAGAUAGUACCCACAUUUCAAUGAAAGCACCAUUAGAUAACAAAUUCAGCAAUGUGAACAGGAAAGGAUUUCAUUCAAUCAAUGCACAAAUAAUCUGCAAUCCACAUUGUUUGGAGGAACGCAUCAUUCAUUCAUUCUACAGAAUAGCUCCGUGGGUGUGCGCCAAGAGGAUGAGGAGCUGUUGAAGAUGGCUGGCUGCAGUGAUCUGUCCCCAAUAAUGCUUGCAAUCCGGUUAUCCACAUGACUUGCUUGUCGUCCUCCAGUUAACUAAAGAUAAAUCUCAUCUGUG
Messenger RNA from Phycodurus eques (leafy seadragon), 2202 nucleotides. Its product is annotated as pyroglutamyl-peptidase 1-like. Gene Ontology annotation, cellular component: cytosol. Gene Ontology annotation, molecular function: pyroglutamyl-peptidase activity. Gene Ontology annotation, biological process: proteolysis. The record is from RefSeq and is a predicted model, not a curated record. NCBI's taxonomy places the organism in Eukaryota, Metazoa, Chordata, Actinopteri, Syngnathiformes, Syngnathidae. The transcript is spliced from 5 exons. Bases 146 to 778 code for a protein of 210 amino acids.